This is a messenger RNA of Diceros bicornis minor, 7998 nucleotides long. RefSeq names its product myosin light chain kinase 3 (gene MYLK3). Gene Ontology annotation, cellular component: nucleus; cytoplasm. NCBI's taxonomy places the organism in Eukaryota, Metazoa, Chordata, Mammalia, Perissodactyla, Rhinocerotidae. The record is from RefSeq and is a predicted model, not a curated record. The coding region runs from base 1465 to 3894 and encodes 809 amino acids. Gene Ontology annotation, molecular function: protein serine/threonine kinase activity; ATP binding. Gene Ontology annotation, biological process: intracellular signal transduction; positive regulation of apoptotic process; protein phosphorylation. The transcript is spliced from 13 exons.
CCUAGGCUAACACCAGUGCCCAUCUUUCUUCUCUUUAUAUGGGAGGCCGCCACAGCAUGGCUUGACAAGCGAUGUGUAGGUCAGCGCCCAGGAUCUGAACCUGUGAAUCCCGGGCCGCCGAAGCAGAGUGGGCAAACUUAACCACUACACCACCAGGCCAGCCCCCUAAAGGUGCUUUUAGAUGUCAGAUUUCCAGGACAAAGUUUAUUCUCAUAAUUGCUCAUAUUCAGAAGGGGGAAGCUUAGGAGGACACUAACAUCUCCCUCCCUGGUGCCACCAUUGGCUGCAGCUGAACUGACCUCAGGAGGCCGUGUGCCGGGGCGACCUUGGACAAGUUCCCUCUCUGGCCUUGCUUUCUCUCUGUGAGGGCCUGGAAGGAGAAGGUGUCACUCAACUGCUCCCUGGCCAUCUUGGGCCUCUCUGGCGCCCCUCACGUCCCACCUCAGUGUCAGCCUGAGCAUCUCCUUUUGUCGGCUUUAUUUAUUGAUGCUUCUGUAAAAGUUCCAUUCGAACCAAGGGUUUUGAGGCUAAAACGUUUGGAAACCACAGGAAGCAGGGGCCCCCUUGCUCUCUAGGGUCCUGCUGCAUCUGUUUCAGUUUAGAGGUUCGGUGCCCAACACCUGCGUAGCUGUUGCUGGGGGAGCAGGGGUCACUGGCAGAUGUGCCCGGAAAGUCCUGCGAGGAACACAGCCUGCGGAUGGCACUUGGCGUGUCGCCUAGGCCGUUGUCCCUCACUUCUAUUUUUAGGUACAAGUGACGAGUGACUGAGGGCCCCGUGUAGGGAGAGACCUGCAGACUCACCCCACAGGCAGCCUAAAUACAUGUUCAGGGCAUCAGCAAACUAGGGGCACCAAAAAUUUGUUUUUAAUUUGCAGAAGCAUCAAAAUUUUCAUCACGGCAAAAAUCAGAGUGGCCUCACAUUUAUAUUUGGUCUCGCUUUUUAUUGUGAAUUAGAUGUGUGUGUGGCGGGUAGGACACCGUCUGCGCCUUGGUGCUCUGAGCCUCUGAAGGUCUUACUCUGCCCUGGGAUCCCGGAGGCCCCUUGUAGAGGCCAGCUUUCAGGUCCAUUACCUAAAGGACCCCUCCUCUUCCAACCUUUAGUUUUAGCUACCCGAACUCCUGCCUGCCCUGGAUAAAUUCUUAAAAUAAUUAUCCAUCAGCAGCCUCUCAGAGAGGAAUGUUAAAUGUUGCCAUGAUGUCAAAGGGGCCCCAAGGAGAAAGGUCUGGGCCAAACCCAGCCUGUCACUCAUGGCCCACAGCAGAGUAGGAGAUAAGAAAGGCAAAGGCUCAGAGAGAGCCCGGUCCCCUGGGCUCCCUGAACAACCCGGGCGAUCCGUGUGGGUUGGCACUGCAGGGCCAGGCUGUUAGCUACCAAGAACAAUGGGCUUGCAGACACCACUGCCCAAGUGAAACCAGGGGUCUGUAGCUCUUCCGAUUCCUUGCCCUUGUCAAGCCUGCAUCAGGAUGUCGGGAGCCUCCAAGGAGAGUUUGGGGACCCCGGGGCUGCCGGCGUCGGGCAAGACCUGCUUAACUACCGUGGACAAAAAGCUUAACAUGCUGAACGAGAAGGUUGACAAACUCUUGCAUUUCCAAGAAGACGUCACGGAGAAACUGCAGUGCAUGUACCAAGGCAUGGGCCACCUGCAGCAAGGCCUGCACCGGCUGGAGGCCUCCCGGGUCCUGGGCCCAGCUGGGGCUGACCACACUCCUCCAGCUGAUGUGCAGGCUGGGUGGCCAGAGGUCCUGGAGGUGGUGAGGGCCGUGCGGCAGGAUGCCGCCCAGCAUGGCGCCAGACUCGAAGCCCUCUUCAGGAUGAUGGUGGCCGUGGACAAGGCCAUAGCUCUGGUGGGGGCCGUGUUCCAGAACUCGAAGGUGGUGGAUUUCAUCAUGCAAGGGAGUAUCCCCUGGAGGAAAGGAAGCCACGCUGAUGGCCCUGCGGAGAGCAAAGAGCGAGUGGAAGAGAAAGGAGCAAAACCAAAGCACGGGCUGAGCAGCAGAGGCGUGCAAGCUGAAAUCAGGGGGCCUUGGGAAGAGAGCCAGAAGGUGGACCUGCCAGAGGGGACAGUGGAGAGGCUGCCCGCCAUCAACACUUCAGGGAUGGGAUCUGACCUCCUGACCCAGGCAGAGGCCCCACCAGGGCAGGGAGAUGGAGUUCCUGGCCCAGCCCAGGUGCCCUCUGGCCACCUGCUGCUGCCCACAGAGGGGGAAGCCAACGCUCCCUGGGCGCCCAGCAAGAACCCCGGGACUGGCCUGGAAUUGUCCACGGCACCCGACAGGGUCACUGAGGCCCCUGCCAGCCAGGAGACUGCACCGGGUGCAGGACAAGGAACGUCGUCCAGCAGGCCUGACCCUCGGCCCUCAGAGUGGGGCAUGAGGCUGACAUCAGGGCCUUCAGCCAAGGCCAAGGCAGCUCACGGUGGUGGAGAAGCGUAUCCGAGGAUCUCCAUCCACGUGCAGGAGACAGAUACUCCCGGGGAGCUGCUGGUGACACGAGGGGGCAGCCUCAGACCCACGCCCCUUGCGGAGGCUCCGGCAGCCGCCCGUCCAGGUGAGCAGGACCCUCCGGGGCCUGGGUACUGCCCCCAGGCUCCUGGGACUGAGCUGGGAAAGCAGAUCCCAAAAGGAGCCAGCAAGUUUUCCCUGCUGCGGGAGCGGAGCAGCGACAGGGGAGCGAAGGCUGAGGAGGAGCAGGGGCUCGGGCCUGCGCCCACCAUGGGACCAAGCGGGGCCUGGAGGGACAGGGGAGACGAUGCUGGGGCCCCAGGCCUGCAGCAGGACAAAGGCCCGGGAGCAGGGAACCCUGAGCCCAGGAAGGACUGCGCAGCCGGGGGCAUGGGCGGGGCCGAAGCAGGAAGGAGGACGCCCGUGGGAGCCGAGGCUGGCAGCGUGGUUCUGGAUGACAGUCCGGCCCCACCCGCUCCUUUUGAACACCGGGUGGUGAGUGUCAAGGAGACCUCGACCUCAGCAGGUUAUGCGGUGUGCCAACACGAGGUCUUGGGAGGGGGCCGGUUUGGCCAGGUCCACAGGUGCACGGAGAAGUCCACAGGCCUCUCGCUGGCAGCCAAGAUCAUCAAAGUGAAGAGCGCCAAGGACCGGGAGGAUGUGAAGAACGAGAUCAACAUCAUGAACCAGCUCAGCCAUGUGAACCUGAUCCAGCUCUACGACGCCUUCGAGAGCAAGAACAGCUUUACUCUCGUCAUGGAGUAUGUGGAUGGGGGUGAACUCUUCGACCGGAUCACAGAUGAGAAGUACCACCUGACCGAGCUGGAUGUGGUCUUGUUCACCAGGCAGAUCUGCGAGGGCGUGCACUACCUCCACCAGCACUACAUCCUGCACCUGGACCUCAAGCCGGAGAACAUCCUGUGUGUCAGUCAGACCGGACACCAAAUUAAGAUAAUUGACUUCGGGCUGGCCAGAAGGUACAAGCCUCGAGAGAAGCUAAAGGUGAACUUCGGCACCCCUGAGUUCCUGGCCCCGGAAGUCGUCAAUUACGAGUUUGUCUCGUUCCCCACGGACAUGUGGAGCAUGGGAGUCAUCACCUACAUGCUACUCAGUGGUUUGUCCCCAUUUCUAGGGGAAACAGAUGCAGAGACUAUGAAUUUCAUUGUGAACUGUAGCUGGGAUUUCGACGCUGACACCUUUGAAGGGCUUUCGGAGGAGGCCAAGGACUUUGUCUCCCGGUUGCUGGUCAAAGAGAAGAGCUGCAGAAUGAGCGCCACACAGUGCCUGAAACAUGAGUGGUUGAAUAAUUUGCCUGCCAAAGCUUCAAAAUCCAAAGUUCGUCUCAAAUCCCAACUAUUGCUGCAGAAAUACAUGGCUCAGAGGAAAUGGAAGAAACAUUUCUACGUGGUGACUGCUGCCAACAGGUUAAGGAAAUUUCCAGCUUGCCCCUAAUCCUCAACUCUGCUGCUCCCGUGGGCCCAGCAAUUGCUGAGACCGGUGGUGAAGUGAUGACUCAAGAUUUUAAAUAAUCUGGCCUUUUACUAAUAUUGAUUCCACUUAUUUUGUGAGAAAGGUUAUGGCUGUUGCCUUCCAGAAUUGUGGGUGAAAAGUGGCUGUAAAGAAAGUGACUAAGACCUUUUUUUCUGCCUUAUAAGAUCACUAAGUUGAAAUGCUGUAUGGACUUAUUAAGUAUCCCUACUUUGGUGGUAAGUGAAGGCAUGCUUUAGGUAGGUAGGAAAGCUUUUCCUUUGCAUCUGUUAGGUUUAAAUUCUAAACAUAUUCUGAUUAAAGAACUCAAUAGACUAUUACGUAGGGGCAUGUUAUUCCGAGUUAUCUCUUCCAGCACAAAGAAUUCCUAGAAUUUUGAUUUGCUCCAGUGUGAGCUGCCAUUUUAUUGUCCUACCCCACUCUUGUGUAAAGCAACGUGGAUUUAGGGCAGUGAUCCUCAGACUUGUUUUAACUUGUGCUCCUUUUUGAGAAUCAAAAUGUGCAUCCUUUAAUAUUCUUUGAAAUUUCAAAAUAUACCAACGGUUGUGGCCGAAGCAGAAAACGAUCGUUGUGAAUGUGCUUGAAAAUCUACACACUCCUCCACCCGCCCCUCACUCUGCCCUGUCCUGGUGUUGGCCGUCUCCCUCCUGAUUCCCCUUCCUCAGUUAUGAAUCUGUGGUCUAGGAAGUCUGGAAACAGGCAAUAUGUGCAAGAGAGAUAAGGAUGUAAGGAUGUUCAGCUUCCUGGGAGAAACACAGAGUGAAACAUCACCAGACAAUAAAGGAAACCUGCUCUCUGACUGCUUUGUUAAGGAUGUACCACUUUCAAUGCUGUCAUUUAACUGACAUAAAAUGAUUAACAAGGAAUACUUGAUUGUGAGAAAGUAAACAAUCCUUUUAAUUUCGUCACUUCUAACCUGAUUUUUGUGCUAUUCCCGUAACCUUCUCAGGUCAGCAGUUUUAGCUGGAGUAGUUACUUUUCAUGUGUAAUUAGCCAUGCAACAGUUGCACAGCCUUUCAGAAUUUUUGUCCAAAUACAGACUUGUUUUUGGCAGAGGACACGGGUGUGGAGAGGGAGGUGGAGGUGGAGAGGCUCGCCUGGCUGCUGCAGCUCCCACACUGUAACUCUCCUCCGGAGAACAGACCCUCGUUAAGAUUUUCAGGACCAGCACGUCUAGGCCUGCUCCAUGCUGGCCAGCUAAUGGAUGAACAUCAGAAGAGACGGCUGCUGGAAAUCUCCCUUUCAUGAGAGAGGAACAGUGGUUUAGUAAAAUGCUUCCUUUUAAAGCGUCAGUUAACCCUCUUAAAAAGGCUUUUUUGGGGGCCAGCCCAGUGGCUUAGUGGUUAAGUGCACGCGCUCCGCUACUGGCGGCCCGGAUUCGGAUCCUGGGUGUGCACUGAUGCACUGCUUCUCCGGCCAUGCUGAGGCUGCGUCCCACAUACAGCAACUAGAAGGAUGUGCAGCCAUGACAUACAACUAUCUACUGGAGCUUUGGGGAGAAAAAGGGAAAAAAAAGGAGGAGGACUGGCAACAGAUGUUAGCUAAGGGCCAGUCUUCCUCAGCAAACAAAAAGAGCAGGAUUGGCAUGGAUGUUAGCUCAGGGCUGAUCUUCUUCACAAAAAAAAAGAAAGGUUUUUUUGAGAGCAGCCUCCAGAAGAAGCUGGAGAAAUGUCUUACAGUUCUAUCUAGUGGGCGAUUCUUACUCUCUCUGAAAGUUCAGAUUCUUGGGGAAUGCUGUGAAUCUUCUCUCCAGAAAAAUGUACAGUUAGUUAACCCCAAUCUAGAGAAGCACUGUCUGACAAAUAUAAUACGAGCCAUAUACAUAAUUUAAAAAUUUCUAAUAGCUCCUCUAAAAAAAACCUGGUGAAAUUAAUUUUAAUAAUUUAAUGCAAUAAAUCAAAAACGUUAUUUCAAUAUGUAAUCAACGUAAAAAUUAUUAAUGAGAUAUCUUAUAUAUUUUUUCAUACUAGGUCUCCAAAAUCUGUUGUGUAUUUUACACUUAAAAUACAUUUCAACUCAGAUGCUGGGUUUUCAUUAGACAUAAUUUAUAUUUAGAUUUCAUGAAAUUUACUGUGGAAAGAUAUACUCUCAUACUCAAUUUGGUCAAAACAUCUUAAACGUUUUCUAAUAAUUGAAUUAAGUAUCCAUUUUUACAUUUAACUAAAAUUACAUAAAAUUAGAAAUUCAGUUCUGCAGUUGCAUUAGCCACAUUUUAAGUGCUGAAUAGCCACAUGUGGUUAGUUGCUUCUAUAUUGGACAGGGCAGACACAGGGAGAAUCUUUCAUCAAAUUUUCUUUUUUUCCCUAUAUGCUGUUAUUCUUUACCUAGAGAAACAACUUUCCAAAGUUCCCUUGAGGGGUUUGCUUGGGUCAGGCCCACGCAAGUGAGAGGUAAUAUGGAUUUUAGCCUCCCUUAUCUGAAAUUCAAGGGAGCUUUUAUGAAGCUUUAAUUUUCUGGACAUUUUCAGUUCUCUACUUUGCUGGUGUGUACUUAGCUCAAAAAUUUUUUAGAUUGCAACUGUGCUGGUAUCAACUAUAUCUAAAGGGACUCGUCCAUUUGAAUGAACAAAGAGUCAUUGGAAAUUGUGGGGCAGAGAAACUUUAAAGGGUAGUCAGGACCCACUUUUUUCACCUAUCAGAUUUCCCCAUUUCACCUAUGGGGAAAAUGGAAUUCUUCCACUUUUGAUGGAUAUGUAUCCAAAUAAAAGUCACACCCACACUUGCACCCAGCAAUUCCAUUUCUAGAAAUUUAUUCCUUAGCAAUAAUUGAACAAGUGGACAGAGAUUUAGCAAAAUGAUGUUCACUGUAGCACUGUUGCUAAUUGCCCAAUGAAACCAACCUACAUAUAUGCCUAUCAGUAUGGGUUUAGUUAAAUAAAUUUUGCCACAUUCAUUUCGGCGAAUACUUUGCACUGUUAAAGAUAGAUCUAGAUGUACUGACAGCCAUCUUUUCAUUACAAAAGAAUUAUAAAACAUAUAUGUGGCAUCAUCCCGUUUGUGGAGAGAGAGACGCUUAUAUGUGCAUUCAAGUUUUCUAGGAUAUGCAAGAAACUUAACAGUGGGGUAUGGAAAGUGGGUGAUGGGGAGAGGGGGAAUUCCAAUUUUCACUUUAUAAACUUUCUGAAUCAUUUGAAUUUUUUUUACAUGAGCAUGUAUUGCUUUUAUAAUUAAAAAUUAGCAGCCCAAUGUCAAGCGUGGACUUUGUUUUGACCCUGAUUGGAGCACAUAAACAAUAAAAAGAUAUUUUAGAGACAUCCAGGGAUAUAUCAUUCUAAAUUGCAUAUUUAUUUGAUGAUAGAAUUUCUACUAAUUUUGUGAGGUAUUGUAAGGGCACUGUGGUUAUAAUGUAGGUUAAAUGAUUUCAGGAAAAAAGGAGGCUAUGUUAAGCAAGUGUGGCAAAAUCUUGUUAACUGUUGGGUCUGGGUGAUCCAUUAGGAUUUCAUUAUACUGUCCUCUUUACUGUUGUAUGUCUUUGAAAACUUUCAUGAUAAAAGAGUUUUUUAAAUCAGUUAAAUAAACCAUGAGCUUAAAGAACUGAGCUUCCAAAAAGUCUUUCCAACAGUACUGAAACAGCGGACUCACAAGUAGUAAACCCCUAUCCCUCAGAGUGUGAAUGUGAGGGAACAUUGUUACAGAAAGAAUUCCUGCCCUGGGAGGGCAUUUGGACAAGAUUGCUAUAAGGCAAUCCCCCAUUCCCCAACUAAUUUAAGAAAUAACCAAGUACCUACUAUGUUCCAGAUCAUCAAAAUAAUUACCAUCACCUGCUUGUAAGGCAUAAAGGGGAAAGAAAGUCACAAAUAGUACUUAUAUUUACUGUCAUGGACUAGGCAGUGAAAAGGCAACCUAAGAAAUGGGAGAAAAUAUUUGCAAAUCAUAUAUCUGAUAAGAGGUUAAUAUCUAGACUAUAUAACUCCUACAACUCAACAACAAAAAAACCUGAUUCAAAAAGGGACAGAAGACUCGAAUAGACAUUUUUCCAUAGAAGAUCUACAAAUGGCCAAGAGCAUAUGAAAAAGUGCUUACUAUUCACUAGGAAAAUGCAAAUCAAAACCACAAUGAGGGCCAGCCC